CAAUCAUCAAACGCAAUCACAAUCAGUUGGCCGUCGACCGAAGGGAUAGCUGCACGCGUCGCCCCACACGUUUGCGUUACUACAAUACGUACGAAAAUUGCGCGCCGAUGGACAAUUUCGAAAUUGUGGACUUUAAUUCUUUAAGCGAGACGGCCAAAACUUUAUUACGGGCAGCGGUGGACAUACGCAAGCGAUCGUACUGUCCAUACUCAAACUUCGCAGUUGGAGCUGCGAUAUUAACAGAAGAGGACUGGAAAAUCUACACAGGAUGUAAUAUUGAAAACUCUACGUUAUCGCCGACAAUAUGCGCAGAGAGGGCAGCAGUGCCAAAAGCCGUUUGCGACGGUUAUUUGAAAUUCAAAAUGGUGGCGGUUGCCGCGCAUCAAAAUGACUCGUUCACAGCGCCCUGCGGUGUAUGCAGGCAAACUUUAAGUGAAUUUCGAGGUUCGGACGGCGAUAUAGACAUAUUCCUCACCAAACCAUCGAUGGAUAAAGUUUUAUGUACAAAGCUGUCUCAGUUACUACCGCUAUCGUUUGUCAGUUAUAAAAAAGAUAGCGUCAUUAAUAAUUGUAAAUAGUAUGUAUGCAUUAUUGUAGUAAUUGAUGAAUAAUGGAUGCACACACUGGUUGUGAAUAGUACCUUUUGGUACCAUCGAGGGUAGAGGUAAGAAGAACCAUCUCUAUAUCAAGGAGCGUUAAUUUUUAGGAGGCGCUACUGUAGCUCUAUUUUUAAUGUUAUUACACAUUAAUUUAUCAAGAAAUACGGCUUAAAAUAAAAAGAAGAAUGCCCGACUAGUUUCGAACCCAUACAAGGCCCUUAGUCAUAAGCUGGUUCUUGCAACGCGUCACGAUCCAAACCAUAGAGUGAUCGAAAACCGCGACGCGGCGACGCGGCGGCGCGUACUGCCGCUCGCAGCGCGCGUUGAGAGAGGGGUUAAGGUGUGGGAGUGAAAUUUCCAUUACACUGACGAUUCCUGAACGUCAUUUUGAUUUGACCCUUUUCUUGUACCUAAACAAUCCGAACUAACACUAUCUUACUUUGUUUGUAAUUUGCGACAUCGAAUGAAUAAGCGGUGUCCACGUGUAUCACGUGAGUUUUAGCCGUGUUUCAUAACAAAUUAAUAUGAAUAACACUCGGAAUAGUUUGAAUUCUAAAAUGUUAUUAGACAGUUUUUACAGAGUGGUUUACAUGAAAUGCGAAGGAUGAUUUCUAUCUGUCUAUUUACUUCUCUGUCUACGUCACUCAAACUACGAUUGCUAUGAUUUUAUUUUAUCGCAAGCGCCAUUCUGGCCCGAUUUUGAACUACUGUUUUAUCGUUACAAGUGGAUACUUUUAUCGGGUAAUCCCCAAAUGAGAAGGUUCUUUUUAUAUCUACCCUCCAUAGUCUCGUUAAUUGAUGUGUUAGCUACUAUAAUAAUAGUAAAAUUAAAAGUUCCUACCAGUUUCUUCGGGCGCGACGGUUUUAAUUUUUUUUUUUUUUUUUAUAAUUACUUUGAUAAAUUACGUAAUCACAGCAUUACUUUCGUAUUUCAAUCCAUUCUUGCUCGCUUGCAAGCAGCCUCGUAAGUUUCAACGAAACUAAGCACAUAGCGGCGAUCAAAUAUGUAAAAAAUAAACGCAUUUGAAUAAAA
This is a messenger RNA of Bicyclus anynana (squinting bush brown), 1632 nucleotides long. RefSeq names its product cytidine deaminase. Gene Ontology annotation, cellular component: cytosol. Lineage: Eukaryota; Metazoa; Arthropoda; Insecta; Lepidoptera; Nymphalidae. Bases 108 to 578 code for a protein of 156 amino acids. The transcript has 2 exons. Gene Ontology annotation, molecular function: cytidine deaminase activity; zinc ion binding. The record is from RefSeq and is a predicted model, not a curated record.